CCCAGAGAGAAUCGAGGAUCAACCAGCGACGACCAAUUUAGAAAUUGAAUUAGAUUUGAGCAGUUAUUUAUCCCGACCGGUUGGGUGUGUAGCACUUAAAUUUGAAUAGAAAAUGUCGUACAAAUUGACCUACUUCAAUCUCACCGCUUUGGGCGAACCCAUCAGGUUGAUCCUGCAUUAUGGCAAGAUUAACUUCGAAGACAACCGCAUCGAAUACGGAGACGACUGGCCCACCGUUAAACAAACGUUGCCGCUGCCUUACGGGCAAAUGCCGAUUCUCGAACACGACGGGAAACUCGCCCAUCAAUCGCUAGCCAUCUGCAGAUACGUCGCCAAAUUGGCGAAAUUGGUCGGAGAAAACGAUUGGGAGAACUUGGAAAUCGACGCCGCCGCCGAUACGGUGAACGAUUUCCGCCAGAAAAUCGGCCAGUUCUCGUACGAAAAAGACCCCGACGUUAAAGAGAAGAAAAAGGAGGCGCUCUUCGGCGAAAUCCUGCCGUACUACGUCGAGAAAUUGGAGGAGCAGAUCAAGAACAACAACGGCUACUUGGCAGCCGGGAAGUUGACUUGGGCCGAUUUGUACCUGGUGGGUAUAUUGGACUACUUGAACUGGAUGUUGGGCAAAGAUCUGCUCGAGGAGGCUCCGCAGAUGAAGGCUCUCUACGAGAAAGUGCGCGGGAUUCCCGAGAUUAAGGCGUACAUCGAUCAGCGCCCGAAGACGAUGAUGUAAAAGGCGAUGAAAUUGUCCAUCGUAGAUUAGACUGAACUAAAGGUAUACGUCGAAUCGUUAAUUUUCUAUUGAGUGUAUUGGAUUUCUCGAUGGGCUUUCGAUGGGAAAUUUUUGUACUAAUAAAAAUAUAUUUUCACUAACAUUUGCAAUUAUUCCAUCGCUUAUUUGCUAUUGCUAUAUUUAUACGUUUUUAUUGUCGCAUAGAAUUUUAAUAAUAAAGUAAUAAAUAUAA
Messenger RNA from Phyllotreta striolata, 962 nucleotides. The record is from the annotation of a GenBank genome assembly. NCBI's taxonomy places the organism in Eukaryota, Metazoa, Arthropoda, Insecta, Coleoptera, Chrysomelidae.